Messenger RNA from Hyphopichia burtonii NRRL Y-1933, 1729 nucleotides. RefSeq names its product 1,3-beta-glucanosyltransferase (gene PGA5). Gene Ontology annotation, biological process: fungal-type cell wall (1->3)-beta-D-glucan biosynthetic process. Gene Ontology annotation, cellular component: fungal-type cell wall; cytoplasm. NCBI's taxonomy places the organism in Eukaryota, Fungi, Ascomycota, Pichiomycetes, Serinales, Debaryomycetaceae. The transcript has a single exon. The coding region runs from base 1 to 1713 and encodes 570 amino acids. The record is from RefSeq and is a predicted model, not a curated record. Gene Ontology annotation, molecular function: 1,3-beta-glucanosyltransferase activity.
AUGAUAUUAAGAUUGACGGCUUGUGUUUCCUUAUUUUUGUUAAAGGUAUGUGUCGGGCUAGAUCUUGAAGAUAAGCCGGCGUCCACAUCGGCAGACGUUAAGAUACCUACAAUUGAGGUUAAAGGAAAUAAAUUUUUUGAAACCGGGCCAGGGUAUCAGUUUUUCAUCAAAGGAAUCGCCUAUCAAAAAAGAAGGGGUUCUGAUGAAAUAUAUGAUAGAACUUUAGAAACUUUCUAUAUUGAUUCCAUGGCAAACCCCAAAACUUGUUUACGGGAUUUGGAAAAUUUUAAAGAACUUGGAAUUAACGUGGUCAGGGUUUACCAAAUUGAUCCCAAUGCUAAUCAUGACAUUUGUAUGAAUGAGUACGCAAAGGCUGGAAUCUACAUCUUGGCCGAUUUGUCAGAACCUGAACUAUCAAUUAAUAGAGAUAAACCUAGUUGGGAUGUUGAACUAUUCGAACGUUAUACUUCUGUGAUUGAUUCAAUGCACUCCUAUAGAAAUGUUUUAGGGUUCUUUGCUGGUAAUGAAGUUACAAACUCUAAAGUGAAUACUGAUGCUUCUCCUUUUGUCAAAGCUGCUGUUAGGGACGUGAAAGAUUAUAUUCAAAGUAAAGGCUACAGGAAAAUCCCAGUUGGGUAUGCCUCUAAUGAUGAUGCAGAAAUCAGAAAACUACUUUUCAAUUAUUUAACCUGCACUGAUGAGAAACAGCCCAACUCUUCAAACAAUAAUGGAGUAGAUUUUUUGGGGCUUAACAUGUACGAAUGGUGUGGUUAUUCCAGCUAUACUACUUCGGGCUACAGAGAAAGAACUAUGGAAUUUAGUGACUUCAGUGUUCCAAUUUUCUUUAGUGAAUACGGCUGUAAUACCGUUUCACCUCGUCCUUUUACUGAAGUUGAAGCUUUAUAUGGAAGUACCAUGUCAAAAGUAUGGUCAGGUGGAAUCGCUUACGAAUACUUCGAUAGUGUUAAUCACUAUGGAAUUGUCACAGAAGAUAAAGAUGGGGGUAUUCAUAAAUCUGAAGAUUACGGAAUCUUAAAACAAAGGCUUAAUUCAAUCGAGCCUUUCAAGAUCCAUAAGCUGCAAAUUGAAAAAGAUAUACCCAGUCCCAACUGCACAGACUAUGAUCUGGGAUCAGUUUGGAAGGCUUCAAAGGAAAUACCACCAAGGCCGGAUGUUGGAAAGUGUGAAUGCUUACAAUCCACAUUAUCAUGUGUGGUUAGUCCCUUUCAGGACAUGAAGCAUGAACAGGAAUUUUUGAAUCGAGUAUGUUCUUCUAUUGACUGUCAUGAAAUUGAAGCCGACGGUUCCCUUGGCUUUUAUGGAAGGUUUUCAGAUUGUUCUACAAAGCAAAAAAUAUCAUUUUCUUUAAAUAAAAACUAUAUCCAUCAUCAUAGAAAAAGUGAAUUUUGUGACUUUGACGGACAAGCGGUUUUGAUUACGAAUAGCGACAAGUUGGAUUUGAAAAACAUUUUUGCUAGAGAUGGCAGAACUUGCCAAGAUGCUAUUGGAGAAGGUUCUGAUGAAAGUGAUAAGAAGUAUGAACAGUAUGUUAAUAAGAAAGGUAAUAACGGCACAAUGCAUUAUCAUUCGCCGAUACAAAGAACAAAUGAAAAGGAAAUGAAGAAACAAUCAAAGUCUGGAGGUGAGAAAUUGACUACUGGGUUAAUACAAUAUCUUAUAUUAAUGAUAUCUUUUAUAUACAACUUUCAUUAGACGUUAGAUUAUAUAA